Messenger RNA from Aspergillus caelatus, 907 nucleotides. RefSeq names its product TRAPP subunit BET5. Gene Ontology annotation, biological process: endoplasmic reticulum to Golgi vesicle-mediated transport. The transcript has 5 exons. Bases 148 to 651 code for a protein of 167 amino acids. NCBI's taxonomy places the organism in Eukaryota, Fungi, Ascomycota, Eurotiomycetes, Eurotiales, Aspergillaceae. Gene Ontology annotation, cellular component: TRAPP complex. The record is from RefSeq and is a predicted model, not a curated record.
CUAAACGAGCCUAAUUCAACGGUCUCUGGAGAUACUUCUUUGAUUAGCAAACUUUCAUCUUUAGAUCUCCGUACUUUAAUGCGCCCUUCAACAAGUCAGAUCCCGGAUACCUUUCUGUGGUGAACUGUCUGCUAUCUCUUGACCGUAAUGGUUGUUUAUUCCUUCUACAUCUUUGACCGCCAUGCGGAAUGCAUAUACAAACGACGUUGGGUGCCCCGUCCGCCUUCAAUUAUUGGAAAGUCCUCGCGUCCGACUUCGGAAACUUCUGCCACCCCCAAUGCAUUGCCUCCUGUGCUGGGUCAAUCUGCGCGGAUCACCGACGAUGAUGCCAAGUUGAUCUUCGGCACCGUCUUCUCCCUCCGGAAUAUGGUGCGCAAAUUAGGGGGUGAAGAUGAUAGCUUUGUUACCUAUUGUACCAGUCAAUACAAGCUCCAUUAUUACGAGACGCCUACAAACAUCAAAUUUGUGAUGCUUACCGAUGUUAAGAGCCCAAGCAUGCGGAUUGCAUUGCAGCAGAUCUAUAUCAAUCUUUACGUUGAAUAUGUGGUCAAGAAUCCGUUGUCCCCGGUUGAACAUCCAGGCGGUGUGGGUGUAAAUAAUGAGCUUUUCGAGGAGUCUUUGGAACAAUUUGUGACGCGCGUGCUGUCUUGAGAACUCGUGGACUCUAGGAUCUGCAUCCAUUUAGUCUCUGCCUGACUUCGCUGUGGCCGGAGAAGCCAAUCGUGCAGUAGACAGGGUAUCUACAGAAAGAGAAUGCGAUAGAUUCCAGGAUUAAUCAACUAGCCUCGCUUCUCCCAAGGCAGUGCCAUGAAAGACACAUCAAGGAUAUACGUAUCCUAACCCGGGGAUUACUGUCGACCUGGAAGAGUCGCCCUGGCUAGAAUUCCCCAGGAACCUCAAGGCGCGC